AUGAAGCCAUCUACUUCUUCCCUUUUCGAAAUGACCCAGGAUUACUUUCACAAAGCACCUCUUAUGACCGUGCCCGGUAGAACUCAUCCAGUGGAGAUAUUUUAUACUCCAGAACCAGAACGUGAUUAUCUCGAAGCGGCUAUCCGUACUGUAAUCCAGAUUCAUAUGUGCGAAGAGAUCGAGGGUGACAUAUUACUGUUUCUGACGGGACAAGAGGAGAUUGAGGAAGCAUGCAAACGUAUCCAGAGAGAAGUAGAUGGGUUGGGCCCGGACGUUGGUGAACUCCGUUGCAUUCCUCUCUACUCUACCCUUCCACCAAAUCUUCAACAAAGAAUUUUUGAAUCUCCUCCUCCAAAACGUGCAAAUGGGGCUGUUGGUCGAAAGGUUGUAGUGUCCACAAAUAUUGCAGAGACAUCCCUCACAAUUGAUGGAGUGGUUUUUGUUAUUGACCCAGGUUUCGCAAAGCAGAAAGUCUACAAUCCUCGUAUUCGUGUUGAAUCUCUCUUAGUCACUGCUAUCAGCAAAGCUUCUGCACAACAACGUGCUGGGAGGGCCGGGCGUACAAGACCUGGAAAAUGUUUUAGAUUGUAUACAGAAAAGGCAUAUACAAAUGAGAUGCAAGAGAACACAUAUCCAGAAAUUCUCCGGUCAAACCUGGGUACUGUUGUCCUCCAGUUGAAAAAACUGGGAAUUGAUGAUUUGGUGCAUUUUGACUUUAUGGAUCCUCCCGCUCCGGAAACUCUGAUGCGUGCUCUAGAGUUAUUGAAUUAUUUGGCAGCACUUGAUGAUGAUGGUAACCUAACCGAUCUAGGAAGUAUGAUGGCUGAGUUCCCACUUGAUCCCCAAUUAGCCAAAAUGGUUAUCGCCUCUUGCGAUUACAACUGCUCAAAUGAAAUCCUGAGUAUCACUUCAAUGUUAUCAGUACCUCAAUGCUUCGUACGCCCUGCCGACUCCAAGAAAACUGCAGACGAAGCCAAAAUGCGUUUUGCUCACAUUGAUGGUGACCAUUUGACUAUGUUAAAUGUAUAUCAUGCCUUCAAACAGAAUCAUGAAGAUCCACAGUGGUGUUAUGAUAAUUUCAUAAAUUUCCGCUCAUUAAAAUCUGCUGACAACGUUCGGGUACAAUUAUCACGUAUUAUGGAUCGAUUUUCUCUUCGUCGUUCAAGUACAGACUUCACUUCUCGAGAUUAUUACAUUAACAUUCGAAAAGCUUUGGUAUCUGGCUUUUUCAUGCAGGUUGCGCAUCUUGAACGUACUGGACAUUAUUUAACUGUAAAAGACAACCAAGUGGUCCAGCUUCACCCCUCUACAGUAAUGGAUCACAAACCGGAAUGGGUGUUGUACAAUGAGUUCGUCCUUACAACAAAGAAUUACAUACGUACAGUGACUGAAGUAAAACCAGAUUGGCUUGUGCGUAUCGCGCCUCAAUAUUAUGAUAUGUCUAAUUUCCCUGAUUGUGAUGCUCGACGGAUACUCGAACGAAUUGUUCACAGGAUUCAAAAUCGUAAACUUCAACAAGAUCAAAAGCAAAGCCAAGAGCCGAAAUUGCAAGCGCAAACUUGA
Messenger RNA from Schistosoma intercalatum, 1563 nucleotides. The record is from the annotation of a GenBank genome assembly. Lineage: Eukaryota; Metazoa; Platyhelminthes; Trematoda; Strigeidida; Schistosomatidae.